AGCAGGAAGACCGAGGAAGACACUAAUACAGGUGCUUGCACUUCAACUUUGCAGCAUGCCAACCCAAGGAUAUUUCGAUCGGAUUCCUCCGUUCCCUUCAGAUCUUCCCGUGGUUUCACUGUCAAAGAUCUCUCUCGAAAGGUUGAAGAACAACACGACAGAAGAAGUAGAGAAGUUAUUGAAAGCGUGCCAGAAAUGGGGAUUCUUUCUGUUGGACUUGAAGGGGUCAGAUCAGGGGCAUACUCUGCUGCAGGAUGCGGAAGCAAUGUUUGAGUUGACUACACAGCUCUCUGCGCUGAGCCACGAGACUCUGAAAUCCUAUACCUACAAGCCUCCGGACUUUAUGAGGUAUAAAGGCAUAGGAAGCAUAAAGACAGACAAUGGCGACGUCGACUUUAUCCACGCCUACUCGCUCAGCCAAGACGAAGUGCUAGGGAAGUCCAGUCACUCACGUCUCCACCCUGAUGUGAUCAACACCAGCAAAGAGCAGCUCCGACGCUUUAUCGAACACGCUCAUUCAGUACUAGAUGAGGUCUUGGCCCAGCUGGACAGUUGUUUGGAAAUAGAGCCCCAAACACUCGAAGCAUUAGGUCCAUUGAACCAAGAAUCCGACAGCGGACUCCAGGUUCUCCCUGCUGGAUGUGAGAAUCUCAAAGAAAAUUGGCGCUACAUUAAGCCUGAACCCGGGUGUGCUGUGGUGAAUGUUGGCGACACCUUGGUGGAGUGGACGGGAGGUGUCCUGCGCAGUUCCCUACACCGGGUGGUGACAGCUCCAGGGGACCAGGCAAAGGUGCAGCGAGAAAGUGUGGCCUACUUGGUACGUGCUAAGCGAACUGCGUCUCUUCAGCGCCUGAAGGGUGGCAUUAUCCCUCCUUUGCUACCCGGGGAAGAGGAAGAAACCCGCACAGUGGAUGAGUGGAGCGAAUGGAGGUCUCGGCAAAUUGCCUUGGGACAGUUGAAGCCCGAGUCGCGAGGCGGAUGCAACGAGUAA
Aspergillus neoniger CBS 115656 is the source of this 991-nucleotide messenger RNA. RefSeq names its product oxidoreductase. The record is from RefSeq and is a predicted model, not a curated record. The coding region runs from base 56 to 991 and encodes 311 amino acids. The transcript is spliced from 3 exons. Lineage: Eukaryota; Fungi; Ascomycota; Eurotiomycetes; Eurotiales; Aspergillaceae. Gene Ontology annotation, molecular function: dioxygenase activity.